This is a messenger RNA of Aureobasidium subglaciale EXF-2481, 2040 nucleotides long. RefSeq lists its product as uncharacterized. Gene Ontology annotation, biological process: rescue of stalled cytosolic ribosome; ribosome-associated ubiquitin-dependent protein catabolic process. Bases 1 to 2040 code for a protein of 679 amino acids. The record is from RefSeq and is a predicted model, not a curated record. Gene Ontology annotation, cellular component: RQC complex. The transcript has a single exon. Lineage: Eukaryota; Fungi; Ascomycota; Dothideomycetes; Dothideales; Saccotheciaceae.
AUGUCGUCGAGAGCACUCAGGAAGGCCCAGCGCGAGCGCGAAGAGCAGGAGCAAUUGCGAAAGCUCGAGGAAGAGCAGGAGGAAGAUGAGGAGUCCGAAGAGGAAGCUGCUCCUGCUGCUCCUGCCAAACAGAGUCUCUUUGCUAUGUUGAACGAGGAUGGUGCCGACGAAGAAGACGAUGCUGCUGAAGACGACGAUAUCGAGCAGGAGGCAUCCGAAGACGAGCCCGAGAAACCCACGCAACCCAUGCAACCUACCCAGCAAGCACCCAAACCGUCUAGCAAGUCUAAAAAGAAGAAGAAGAAGGCAAAGAAGGCCCAGUCUACCGCUGCCAAAGCCGACCCAUCGCUCGACGAUAUCGACCUCGCCCUGAAGUCUCUCAGUACGAAAGGCUCUGGUACUGCCACACCCACCAACACUGCAGACCCUACUACUAGCGAGAUUUGUCGACUACUUUCCGUUGACACAUCCUCAUUGCAUGCUGCCAACGAGAUGCGCAGACUGUUUGGUCGCGCUGCUUUGGAAGGUGACAACGACGAUGAUAACAACGCCGGUGGACGUAGGAGAAACCGAGGCGGCGGUCAACAGGCUGGCCUGGCUGCCGCUCUGGGUAGACGACCGGGGGGAAGAAGCGAUGGUCUGGCCGCUCUCAGCCGUCGUCGUAACAUCUUCAUCCAGGGUAAGGAAGAGUGGCCUGUGGCUACGAGCGGCGGUCUUGGUAUGGAAGUCAUCGAGAAGAGAUCAGACGGCACCGUCGAGUACGCCUUUGUCCACAGUCGCAUCUACCAGGACGUUCAGUCUCAAUUCGAGACUUGUGUGGCCUCGAUGGAUCCUCAGCGUAUGGUGCUUUUGCUGCAACACAACCCUUACCACAUCAGCACUCUGCUGCAGGUCUCGGAAAUCGCAAAGCAAGAGCGUGACCAUACCACUUCUGGUGAUCUGUUGGAGCGCGCUCUCUUCUCUUUCGGUCGCGCUGUCCACUCGACUUUCUCAGCCAAUCUCCAGCAAGGUAAAGCUCGUCUUGACUUCCGCCGGCCUGAGAAUCGUGAGUUCUGGCUAGCUGCCUGCCGGUACAUCUCCAAUUUGGGUAUGCGUUCGACCUGGCGAACUGUCUAUGAGUGGUCGAAGCUGCUGCUGAGUCUCGAUCCUGAGAACGAUCCCUACUGCAUCAGCCUCGUCAUUGACCAGUAUGCUCUGCGUGGACGUCAAGCUCAGAACUUCCUCGACCUUGUCAACAACCCCAUCUUCACAUCAAAGUGGAAGCACCUGCCUAAUGUCCAACUCAGUCGUGCUCUAGCACUCGUCCGGGUCGGCGAUGCAGCCAAGGGCAAGCAAUCUCUCUAUACUGCUGUCAGUCGCUUCCCCUGGGUCGCGGCUCGCCUUUUCCAAGAGCUCAACAUCGAUCCUCCACCUGGUGUCUGGGGCAAGUCUCCACGCACAGACAGCGAGAAGUUGCACUCUGAGGUCUAUGCUACUCGUGCAAAGGACCUAUGGAACACUCCAGAGGCUAGCGAUUUGCUCGUCGAAGUCAGCUCGGCACUCAGUAGUGAUAUCGCCGAGCCUGGUGUCGUGGAUCGAGAUAUUACUCUGAACGAAGGCAGACAUAUCUUGAUGAGUGACCUACCACCCCUCAUCGCAUUGCUACCUCGCUCCAUCACAGCAAAGGUCACAUCAGCUUCCGACCCUCUGCCUCCACAAGAUAACAUUGCCUCGUACGCACCAUCUGGUACCUCUCGAAAUGCCACACAGCCUACAUCAGGUGCAUUGGGCGGGGCAGCUGAGAGCCUUCGCGAGCUCCAGGGCCUUUACCGCUUCUUCUCGGAGCUGUUCCCGUGGUUCAACCCUACUGGCGAAGGCGAGGAAAGACCUCAGCCGAACGAGGAGGAAAUCGAGAGGCGGAUUGCCGAGAGUGGUGUGUCUGAGGAAGUCAUUGUUCAGCGCACGCAACGUCUCAUGGAGCUGCAGCAGCGAUUGAUCUCCAUUGGCCAGCCUGAAGCACAGGGCGAAGCUCCUGCAAUCGAAGAAGAAGACGACGAGUAA